Molecule: messenger RNA, 2499 nt
Organism: Octodon degus (degu)
Lineage: Eukaryota; Metazoa; Chordata; Mammalia; Rodentia; Octodontidae
Gene: Urm1
Product: ubiquitin related modifier 1
Exons: 5
Coding region: 56-361 (101 amino acids)
Biological process (GO): tRNA thio-modification; protein urmylation
Cellular component (GO): cytoplasm; nucleus
Molecular function (GO): protein tag activity
Source: RefSeq, a predicted model, not a curated record
UGGGCGUGCACGCAGGAAGUUGAGGGGAGUUUCCUACCAGCUAGGCUUCCUCAACAUGGCAGCGCCCUUGUCAGUGGAGGUGGAGUUCGGAGGUGGUGCAGAACUCCUCUUUGACGGCAUAAAGAAACAUCAAGUGACUUUGCCUGGGCAGGAGGAGCCUUGGGACAUCCGGAGCCUCCUUAUCUGGAUCAAGAAGAAUUUGCUAAAAGAGCGGCCAGAGCUGUUCAUCCAGGGAGACAGCGUGCGGCCGGGAAUUCUGGUGCUGAUUAACGAUGCCGACUGGGAACUACUGGGAGAGCUGGACUACCAGCUGCAGGACCAGGACAGCAUCCUCUUCAUCUCUACUCUGCAUGGUGGCUGAGGACCCCUCUGCCCGGGCCCUUUGCAGGGGGAGAUAGAGCAGUCAGAUAGUCCCUCGGGCCCCGCUUCUAGGACUCCCUGUUCCCCCUCAGCUGCCUUUUUCCCUUUUCUGUCCCUUGAGCUCCCUCCAGGCAGAGAAAAGAGGCCAGGUGCUAAAAAUGAGCCUUUCUUAGCACGUGAGCAGGGCAGAGCAGGCAGUGGCUGGGGUCCCCUCUGGUGUAUCAGGAAUGGAGGGGGCUCAGUGGCCAGGUGACCCAGCUGCCUUCUGCUCCUUGUGCCUCCAUCUGAACGCUGAGUGACUGCCAACAAGGCGCUUCAGCUCCAGGGCCAUCUUGCAGGGAAGACAGAUGGGCCUGAAGACACGAAGGCAGGUCCUCCCUACCAGAGACCAAGGACUCUUUGCCUCAGUUUCCCCAUCUGGACAGCAGGGGAGCUGUGCCUGUCCCCCACUGAUAUCAUUAUAGAACCCCAGCUGGGGUCCCCUAUUCAGGGCUGACUGUCUUCCCCCAACCCAGCAGCUGCUCUCUCAGCCAUACCCCUCCUCCUCCUGUUCCCCAGCCCUUGACCCUGGCUGGCCCCCCACAGGCCACCAGAUGGGCUCCUGAGAGCCUCCCCAGUCUUUGAGCAGCCCAUUCUACUGGAGGAGGUGGGGAGGAAAGAGCCUGACCUUGGACUGGCCGGCAGAGGCCUGGCACAGGGGUCAGUGUCCCUCAGUUGCUUUCUCUGCAACAACUGAAUAUAGUGUCUGGAACUUGGGGACAUGCUUGAUGAUACACAUUUGACUUGCAGGGUGGGGGGCAGGUAGCACCUGGUAGGCAGAGUGGUUUGCCCCUCCUUCCUCCACCCCUUCUGGAAGUGUGGGGGCCUGGUUGUCUGCAACAGCUGGCCUUAGGCAAAUAAAAGGCUAGGUUGUUCACUAGCCUUGCUGAGAGUUGCAUCCAUACAGAUGGGUGGUGCCCAUCUCUCCCCUUUCAGGGCCUCUGGGAUUCCCCCCCCCCCAUUCUGUGCUAGUUCUCAGCUGCCCUCCACCGAAAAGGCCCAAACGGGAUGGUCCUGUAGGGCUAUCUGGAGACGGAGGUGCAGAGCCAGUCCAUGCUGACCAGUCUGCAUCCAGGACUCAGCCCAGCCAGGCUUUGUCCCAUCACCUGCAGCCAGAGCUCCCAUCCCCAUGCUGGGGUUAGCAUAGAAAAGCCUGCUAAACCUCCUUUCCUUCCAUAAUCUGGAGAAAGAGCUUUGUCUGCAGAGGGAGACCUUAAAAAAUUAGGGCAUUGGGCUGGGGAAAUGGCUCAAUGGGAUAAGCGCUUCCCUGGCAAGCUCAAGGGCCUGAGUUCAAUCCCCGGUUCCACCACGAAAAGGGGGGGGGGGCACCAACAUUAUCCUGCCAAAUUCUAGAAUGUUGCUUUUCAUUAAAUGUCAAUAUUUUAAGGUGGAAAUGUCUCGUCCUGUGAAGAUGAAAGCACCAAAUGUUCUGGCAGUAUUAGGGAGGUGCACAUCAUUCUCUUAGGGAACAGGUGACCCUGGCUGGUGGGCUUCUCCAGCCCACUGCAGGGGAGGCCUCCCAUGAGUGGUGGUAGUGGCUGUGAGAGUAGCUUAUGGUAGGGGCUGGGCCGGGUGAUCUCCACAGAGCCUGACUGACCAGUCCUCUAGUUGCUGAAGUCAGAGUAUCCCUAACAGAGGACAGAGCAGAGGGUCUGGGAUGGCCCAACAGCCUCACUUUAGAGGCUCAGCCUGGCCCAGUUCCUCUAGCCUAGAGCUCCCUACAUCCCUCCAGUUCCUAAACUGCAGGACUAGCCAGCUUUCCCACGUGGCCAGUUUUCCUCGUGAAAACUGGAGGCUAGGAUUCCUUUAAAUGCCUGAGAGGAGUUGGAUUGAGAGAUGGAGGAGAUCCCUGUCCCUGUCGCACCCUAGUUAAUGCUGAGCAGCAGAGCCGGUGGGGAAACCCAGAUUCUUCCAGCAGCAGGGUUGCUGGUGCCACAGCGGGAACUGGCGGGGCCAAGACAGUUUGGACUACUGCAGGUCAUCUUGAGCCCUGUGUCAGAAAGGAGUCAGGACAGGUGACCCAGGUUCACUGCCAGCAGCUCCCAACAGUCCCCCACCCAAACAAUUCCUGAUCCUGCUUUUGAAGAAAUAAACAAAUAA